ACCAGAAUUUACCACUCGAGUGAUCGCGUUCAACCGGAAGGGGAGGAGUCAUUGUUUCAGAGAUGGAUGGCAAACAUGUUGUCGUCUGCGACAAUGGCACAGGGUAUGUGAAGUGUGGUUUUGCUGGUGAGAACUUUCCUACUUCCGUGUUUCCUUGUGUGGUUGGUAGACCAAUGCUGCGGUAUGAAGAAUCACUCAUUGAACAAGAGCUGAAGGACAUUGUUGUGGGUGAAUCUUGUGCAGACUUUAGAAAUCAACUUGAUAUAUCUUAUCCUGUCAAUAAUGGAAUCGUACAAAACUGGGAAGAUAUGGGCCAUGUGUGGGAUCAUGCAUUUUUUAAUGAACUAAAGAUAGAUCCAACUGAAUGCAAGAUUCUACUCACAGACCCUCCUCUUAAUCCUUCGAAAAACCGUGAAAAAAUGAUAGAGACCAUGUUUGAGAAGUACAAUUUCACUGGUGUCAUCAUUCAAAUCCAAGCUGUUCUAACAUUAUAUGCUCAAGGAUUGUUGACUGGUCUUGUCAUCGACUCUGGAGAUGGUGUCACACAUGUGGUAAUUAUUUUACAUUUUUAGACUAGCUUUAUUU
Molecule: messenger RNA, 585 nt
Organism: Phalaenopsis equestris
Lineage: Eukaryota; Viridiplantae; Streptophyta; Magnoliopsida; Asparagales; Orchidaceae
Product: actin-related protein 2-like
Exons: 6
Coding region: 63-572 (169 amino acids)
Biological process (GO): Arp2/3 complex-mediated actin nucleation
Cellular component (GO): actin cortical patch; Arp2/3 protein complex
Molecular function (GO): actin filament binding
Source: RefSeq, a predicted model, not a curated record